GGAAAUGAGUCCCCCUAAGUAAGUAUGAAUUUGGCAGCAGAAGACGGCACUGCAGUCUGCAGUAGCAGCGAAGCAAAGAAAUAGAGGAGAAUAAAAAUAAAAUACAUCAGCGUUCAGCACUGCCACUCACUCACUCACUCUGGAUCUACGAAGAAGAAGAUGGAUUCCGGUGGUGGUUCAGGUCCGAGUCUGUUUCCGUUGCAUCGUUGCAAAACCAUUCACCUGGUGAGGCACGCGCAGGGGAUCCACAACGUCGACGGUGACAAGAACUACAAAGCCUACAUGAAUCCCGAUUACUUCGAUGCUCAUCUCACUCCCUUGGGGUGGAACCAGGUUCAUUAUUUGCGAAACCAUGUUCGUCACUCCGGCCUUUUAAACAGGAUCGAUCUCGUCAUUGCAUCUCCCUUGUUGAGCUUGGUUAUUAGUGCCUUGGAAAUCAAACUUGAUGGUGAGCUCAAGCAUCAUCUCGUUGGGGCCUUCAAGGAUGAUUCCCGCACCACUUCCUUUAAUGUUAGACAAUCCGUCAACAUGUAA
This is a messenger RNA of Cajanus cajan (pigeon pea), 534 nucleotides long. The record is from RefSeq and is a predicted model, not a curated record. NCBI's taxonomy places the organism in Eukaryota, Viridiplantae, Streptophyta, Magnoliopsida, Fabales, Fabaceae.